Messenger RNA from Musca vetustissima, 474 nucleotides. RefSeq names its product apolipoprotein D-like. The annotation marks the transcript as partial. The transcript is spliced from 4 exons. Lineage: Eukaryota; Metazoa; Arthropoda; Insecta; Diptera; Muscidae. Gene Ontology annotation, molecular function: pigment binding. The record is from RefSeq and is a predicted model, not a curated record.
UAUUUGGGACGUUGGUAUGAACAACAAAAGUAUCCGUUUAUUUUUGAAUUGGGCGGUAAAUGCAUAUAUGCGGAAUAUAGUCAGAUGAAAGAUGGUGAUCUUAGUGUGUAUAAUUAUAACAUUAAUGAAUUAACUGGUCGCCCAAAUGAUAUUUUGGGAAAUGCUAAGCUUGCUGCUCCGGGCAAAUUAAAAGUACGAUUUAACAAUAUGCCAUCAUUUAUUGGUGCCGCUGAUUACUGGGUAUUGGAUACCGACUAUGACAACUAUGCUGUGGUUUAUUCAUGUACCGAUAUUUUGGGUUUCGUUAAUGCACAGGUUGUUUGGAUCUUAACGCGUCAACGUAAUCCCAAUCCGCAAUACAUUGAACGAGCUCGCAGCGUUAUCAAACAGAAUGGUUUGUCAUUGAAACCCCUACAGAGGACCAAUCAACAGGGAUGCUGAACCAAGUAAUCCGACUAACAAGGAAUCACGCAA